GGGCGCCCGCCUCCCUCCUUCGCGGACUGUCUCCCCACUCGCCGGCUGAGAGCCCUUUUUGACUGCGAGCGGAGGUAGCGGAGUAGAGGCGGCGGCGCGGGACCUGCAGUCGCCCGGGAUUCCCUCCAGGUGACGAUGCUCUGGUUCUCCGGCGUCAGGGCUCUGGCUGAGCGUCCCUGCAGGCGCUCGCCCGGGAUUACCUGCUGCGUCUUGCUGCUGCUCAAUUGCUCGGGGGUCCCCAUUCCCGUGGCUUCCUCCUUCUUGACAGGUUCUGUUGCAAGAUGUGAAAAUGAAGGCGAAGUCCUCCAGAUUCCAUUUAUCACAGACAACCCUUGUAUAAUGUGUGUCUGCUUGAACAAGGAAGUGACCUGUAAGAGAGAGAAGUGCCCAGUGCUGUCGAGAGACUGUGCCCUGGCCAUCAAGCAGAGGGGAGCCUGCUGUGAGCGGUGCAAAGGUUGUACCUAUGAAGGAAAUACCUAUAACAGCUCAUUCAAAUGGCAGAGUCCUGCAGAGCCCUGUGUCCUGCGUCAGUGCCAGGAAGGCGUUGUCACAGAGUCGGAGGUGCGAUGUGUCGUUCAUUGUAAGAGCCCUGCCAGACACCUGGGGACCUGCUGCCCGACCUGUCCAGGCUGUGUGUUUGAGGGUGUGCAGUACCGAGAAGGGGCGGAAUUUCAGCCAGAAGGAAACAAAUGUACCAAGUGUUCCUGUGUUGGAGGCAGGACACAGUGCGUGCGAGAAGUCUGUCCCAUUCUCUCCUGUCCUCAGCACCUUAGCCACAUCCCCCCAGGACAGUGCUGCCCCAAGUGUUUGGGUCAGAGGAAAGUGUUUGACCUUCCAUUUGGAAGCUGCCUCUUUCGCAGUGACGUUUAUGACAAUGGAUCCUCAUUUCUCUACGAUAACUGCACUGUGUGCACCUGCAGGGACUCUACCGUAGUGUGUAAGAGGAAGUGCUCCCACCCUGGUGGCUGCGACAAAGGUGAGGACGGCUGUUGUGAGGAGUGCCUCCUACGAGUGCCGCCGGAAGACAUCAAAAUGUGCAAGUUUGGCAACAAGAUUUUCCGGGAUGGAGAGAUGUGGUCCUCUGUUAACUGCACCAUCUGUGCUUGUGUGAAAGGCAAGACGGAGUGUCGCAAGAAGCAGUGUGUUCCCAUCAGCAGCUGUCCUCAGGGUAAAAUUCUCAACAGGAAAGGAUGCUGUCCUAUUUGCACUGAAAAGCCCGGCGUUUGCACGGUAUUCGGAGAUCCCCACUACAACACUUUUGACGGACGGACAUUUAACUUUCAGGGGACAUGUCAGUACGUUUUGACAAAAGACUGCUCCUCCCCUGCCUCGCCCUUUCAGGUGCUGGUGAAGAACGAUGCGCGCAGGACCCGCUCCUUCUCUUGGACCAAGUCGGUGGACCUGGUGCUGGGCGCGAGCAUCGUCAGCCUCCAGCAGCACCUGACCGUGCGCUGGAACGGCUCGCGCAUCGCGCUACCGUGCCAGGCGCCGCAGUUUCACAUCGACCUGGACGGCUACCUCUUGAAAGUGACGACCAAAGCAGGUUUGGAAAUAUCCUGGGAUGGAGACAGUUUUGUAGAAGUCAUGGCUGCUCCCCAUCUCAAAGGCAAACUCUGUGGUCUUUGUGGCAAUUACAAUGGACAUAAGCGUGAUGACUUAAUUGGUGGAGAUGGAAACUUCAAGUUUGAUGUGGAUGAUUUUGCCGAGUCCUGGAGGGUGGAGUCCAAUGAAUUCUGCAACAGACCCCAGAGAAAACCAGUGCCUGAACUGUGUCAAGGGACAGUGAGGGUGAAGCUCAGAGCCCAUCGAGAAUGCCAGAAACUCAAAUCCUGGGAGUUUCAGACCUGUCACUCAUCUGUGGACUAUGCCACUUUCUACCGGUCCUGCGUGACAGACAUGUGUGAAUGUCCAGUCCAUAAAAACUGUUACUGUGAGUCAUUCCUGGCAUAUACCCGGGCCUGCCAGAGAGAGGGCAUCACUGUCCAUUGGGAGCCUCAGCAGAACUGUGCAGCCACCCAGUGUAAGCAUGGUGCUGUGUAUGAUACCUGUGGUCCAGGAUGUGCCAAGACCUGUGACAACUGGAAUGAGAUUGGUCCAUGCAAUAAGCCGUGUGUCGCAGGUUGCCACUGUCCAGCAAACUUGGUCCUUCACAAGGGAAGGUGCAUCAAGCCAGUCCUUUGUCCUCAACGGUGACCAUUGUUUCGCUUAAGACUUUGAAACCUAGUGUCCUUGACACGGAAGCGGAAGAGCCAAUGAAGAACUGCGGUAUUUGUGUGCUGAUUCUGCAAAUACACACACAGAGUAUAUAUGUGUACAUAUAUAGAUAUAUAGAUAUAUUCAGAAACAUUUCAUCAUUUAUAUAAACUAUAGGUGGAUUAUUAUAUGUAUAUUUUUUGCUAUAAGACAUGUAUUGUUUCUAGGAUGCUAAUCUGUAAGCCAUUGGAUACAUUGUAUAAAUAAACCAGGUGUUUUUAAUUUAAUAAGGCAGCAUGCAGACAUAUUGGAUGGCUUUAAUAUCACAUACAUUUGUCAUUUUUAAGGAACUUUUCUAAGAAACAUAAAUUGCCUGCCUGCGUUAAUUUUAGCUUUGAAUCAGGAUCUGCAGUUGAGUGGGAAAUGUUUUUCUCUGGAGAAGGGCAAAUUUAUCUAGGGGCAUUUCAUGCUUCCAAAGAAAAGACUGUAUGUCUGAGAGAGAUGGCUGGUGAUCGUUGACAGGCCCUAAUGGUGCAUGUAAAGCAAGGGAUAGGUUGUAAGACUUUAUUUGGUCGUGGUCUGAGAUUAUUUCCAAAAAUGAUUGGCUAGUUGCCAAGAAAUAUAAAUUUGUCACUAAAGCAUAACCAAAGAAUCUAAUGAUUUCUCGCCAUCUUUGCAUAUUUUUUGAGCCUCCUAAUUAUAUAUGUGUGUAUGAUGUAUGUGUCCACUUACAUGUCACACCCUGAGAUUAAGGAGUAUUUGGGCGACGCUGGUUUUAUUGAGCAUGAGCAGAUAUUUGGAGAAACUGUUGCACAAUAUAUGAAGAAGAAAUAUCUGUUUCUCUGAGUCUCGGAGCAAUUUAGGAUGGGCUGAUCCAAUGAGUUGAUGUAAGCCAUCUACGUUUUGUGACUAUUCCAUAUAUAAAACGAAAGCCUUAGAUUAUUUCUAGAAGAUUCCUAGUCCAACACCAUUUGGUGACUGUUAAUAUGUCAUAAUUGUUAGGCAGAAAGAAAGCCUUUACUGACUGGUUGAUUUAACAUCAGUCCAAACCAAAAAAUGGUCUAUAUACUUGUUCUCAUUUACUGAUAGGUUGCUAUAGUCACCAUGUGAUUUUCCUGACUUUUGUUUUCAGCUGAAUAAGUGAAAAUGUCAACAAAACAAAACCCACUGAUGCCUAAAAAUAAAAUGUUCUGCAUUGUAGUAAAUAAAGAGCUUAAGAUGUAAAACAAUGCA
This is a messenger RNA of Equus caballus (horse), 3426 nucleotides long. RefSeq names its product BMP binding endothelial regulator (gene BMPER). Gene Ontology annotation, molecular function: protein binding. The record is from RefSeq and is a predicted model, not a curated record. NCBI's taxonomy places the organism in Eukaryota, Metazoa, Chordata, Mammalia, Perissodactyla, Equidae. Gene Ontology annotation, cellular component: extracellular region.